Setaria italica (foxtail millet) is the source of this 1038-nucleotide messenger RNA. RefSeq names its product protein STRICTOSIDINE SYNTHASE-LIKE 10. The transcript has a single exon. Gene Ontology annotation, molecular function: strictosidine synthase activity. NCBI's taxonomy places the organism in Eukaryota, Viridiplantae, Streptophyta, Magnoliopsida, Poales, Poaceae. The coding region runs from base 10 to 1038 and encodes 342 amino acids. Gene Ontology annotation, biological process: biosynthetic process. The record is from RefSeq and is a predicted model, not a curated record.
GUAGCAACCAUGAAGCGGAUCACGUCGAAGCUGCACUUUCUCGCGGUCUUGCUCGUCAUCUUGCUGCUCCUGCCCUCGGCUGCCAUGGCCGCCGUAGCCAAGGCCAUCGACGGAAGCAAGACCCAGCGACUGCAGCUGCCCGACGAUCUGGUCGGCCCUGAGAGCGUCGCGUUCGACGCGCACGGUGCCGGGCCCUAUGUCAGCAUCUCGGACGGCCGCGUCCUCAAGUAUGGCGGCGAAGGUGUCGGGUGGAAGACGUUCGCGUACAGCCCCAGCUACACCAAGAACAAGUGCGACGAGUUCUCUGAGCUUCCGGCAGUCGCCACGGAGAGCUCAUGCGGCCGACCGCUUGGGCUGCGGUUCCACAACAACUCCGGGAACCUCUACAUAGCCGAUGCGUACAUGGGGCUGAUGCGCGUCGGGCCAAAUGGCGGGGAGGCGACGGUGCUGGCGACGGAGGCGGGUGGUGCGCCACUGCGCUUCACGAACGGCGUGGAUAUCGACCAGGUUACGGGUGACGUCUACUUUACCGACAGCAGCAAGACGUACACACGGGCGCAACAUCAGAUGGUCACCACAUCUGGAGACUCGACGGGGCGUAUCAUGAAAUAUGACCCACGGACUAACAAGGUCACCGUGCUUCAGUCCGGAGUGACGUACCCCAACGGCAUUGCCAUCAGCGCCGAUAGGACCCACCUUGUGGUCGCGCUUACGGGACCAUGCAAGCUAAUGAAGUAUUGGAUCCGAGGGUCUAAGGCCAACACAUCUGAGCCGUUUGCUGACCUCCCAGGAUACCCGGACAAUGUGAGGCCCGAUGGGAAGGGAGGAUACUGGGUAGCAUUGCAUCGCGAGAAGUACGAACUUCCAUUUGGUUUGGACAAACAUUUACUCGCUAUUAGGAUCGGCGCUGACGGUGAAAAGCUGCAAGAGAUGAAGGGACCCAAGAACGUGAGACCGACCGAGGUGGUGGAAAGACAGGACGGCAAAAUAUAUCUUGGAUCGGUAGAGUUGUCAUACGUCGGCAUCGUUGGCACGUAG